Molecule: messenger RNA, 746 nt
Organism: Merops nubicus (carmine bee-eater)
Lineage: Eukaryota; Metazoa; Chordata; Aves; Coraciiformes; Meropidae
Product: lysine-specific demethylase PHF2-like
Exons: 4
Biological process (GO): regulation of transcription by RNA polymerase II; protein demethylation
Molecular function (GO): histone demethylase activity; transcription coregulator activity
Source: RefSeq, a predicted model, not a curated record
UCAGCCACCGGCCUCACCCAGCACGCAAGAAGCCAUCCAGGGCAUGCUAUCCAUGGCAAACCUCCAGUCAUCAGAGUCCUGCCUCCAGACAUCGUGGGGUACCAAUCAGGCGAAGAAUAACUCCAUCUCCACACAAAACUCUAAAAAAACGGGCGGUGGCAGCAACAAAGGUGCUGGCAAGCGGCUACUAAAGAAAAGCAAAAAGAACAGUAUUGACAUUGAAGAUUACGAUGAAGAUCAGGACCACUUAGAUGCCUGUUUUAAAGAUUCAGAUUACGUUUACCCUUCUCUCGAAUCAGAUGAAGAUAAUCCAGUAUUCAAAUCCCGAUCAAAGAAAAGGAAAAGCUCAGAUGAUGCCCCUUACAGUCCAACGGCACGAGUUGGCCCCUCGGUGCCUCGGCAAGACAGACCGGUGCGGGAGGGCACCAGAGUUGCCUCCAUUGAAACUGGACUUGCUGCCGCUGCCGCCAAGUUGUCACAGCAGGAGGAACAAAAAGGCAAGAAGAAAAAAAAUACCAAAAAGAAGCUGUCAACCAACAACGUGAACAAACCAGCUCAGGAAGGCAGCUCGCCAGAGCCGAAGCUGGAGUCACAUGCCAGCAGCCUCACAGAUCAUGAGUACACCGCAGGGGCCAGCACCUUUGGGGUCGCCCAGCCUAACAGGGGAUCGCAGCCGAUGGCACCCGGUGUUUUCCUCACACAGAGGAGACCCUCAUCAUCCUCGCAGAACAAUGCCUCUGCCAAAG